Messenger RNA from Rangifer tarandus platyrhynchus (Svalbard reindeer), 1545 nucleotides. NCBI's taxonomy places the organism in Eukaryota, Metazoa, Chordata, Mammalia, Artiodactyla, Cervidae. The record is from the annotation of a GenBank genome assembly.
AUGGACGCGGAGCUCGUGGUGACGCCGCCGGGCUGCGCGCACCUGGGCAGCUUCAAGGUGGACAACUGGAAGCAGAACCUGCGCGCCAUCUACCAGUGCUUCGUGUGGAGCGGCUCGGCGGAGGCCCGCAAGCGCAAGGCGAAGUCGUGCGUCUGUCAUGUGUGUGGCCUCCACCUGAACCGGCUGCACUCCUGCCUGCACUGUGUCUUCUUCGGCUGUUUCACGAAGAAGCACAUUCACGAGCACGCCAAAUCCAAGAGGCACAACCUGGCCAUCGAGCUCAUGUAUGGAGGUAUCUACUGCUUUUUGUGUCAGGACUACAUUUAUGACAAAGACAUAGAAAUCAUUGCCAAAGAGGAGCAGCGGAAAGCUUGGAAGAUGCAAGGUGUCGGGGAGAAGUUUUCAACGUGGGAGCCAACCAAACGGGAGCUCGAGCUGCUGAAACACAACCCCAAGCGGCGGAAGAUCACGUCCAACUGCACCAUCGGUCUGCGCGGCCUCAUCAACCUGGGGAACACGUGCUUCAUGAAUUGCAUCGUGCAGGCGCUCACGCACACACCCCUGCUGCGCGACUUCUUCCUGUCUGACCGGCACCGCUGUGAGAUGCAGAGCCCCAGCUCCUGCCUGGUCUGCGAGAUGUCCUCCCUCUUCCAGGAGUUCUACUCGGGGCACCGGUCCCCCCACAUCCCGUACAAGCUGCUGCACCUGGUGUGGACGCACGCCCGGCACCUGGCAGGCUACGAGCAGCAGGACGCACACGAGUUCCUCAUCGCGGCCCUGGACGUCCUGCACCGGCACUGCAAAGGUGACGAUAAUGGGAAGAAGGCCAACAACCCCAACCACUGCAACUGUAUCAUAGACCAGAUCUUCACAGGGGGGCUGCAGUCUGACGUUACCUGCCAGGUGUGCCACGGGGUCUCUACCACCAUCGACCCCUUCUGGGACAUCAGCCUGGACCUCCCUGGCUCUUCCACCCCCUUCUGGCCUCUGAGCCCUGGAAGUGAGAGCAGUGUGGUAAAUGGGGAGAGCCACGUGUCAGGAACCACGACCCUCACCGACUGCCUGCGGAGAUUUACCAGACCAGAGCACUUAGGAAGCAGUGCCAAGAUCAAAUGUAGCGGUUGCCAUAGCUACCAGGAGUCCACCAAGCAGCUCACCAUGAAAAAGCUGCCCAUUGUGGCCUGCUUCCACCUCAAACGGUUCGAACACUCAGCCAAACUCCGGCGUAAGAUCACCACCUACGUGUCCUUCCCCCUGGAGCUGGACAUGACCCCCUUCAUGGCCUCCAGCAAAGAAAGCAGGAUGAACGGGCAGUACCAGCAGCCGACAGACAGUCUCAACAACGACAACAAGUACUCAUUGUUUGCGGUGGUCAACCACCAGGGGACCCUGGAGAGCGGCCACUACACCAGCUUCAUCAGACAGCACAAGGACCAGUGGUUCAAAUGUGAUGACGCCAUCAUCACCAAGGCCAGCAUCGCGGACGUGCUGGACAGCGAGGGGUACUUGCUGUUCUACCACAAGCAGUUCCUGGAGUAUGAGUAG